GUCAGCUCACAUUUCGGAUUCCAGCCUUUUUAACAUCCCUGAAGCUGUUUAUUUUCACCUUGGGAUAGGGCUACAUUUAUGACGUUGGGUGCGAUGAUAAGAGGCAACAACGGCAAAGACAAGCAGGAGAAGCCGGGAUGCGGGCGGCGCACUCCCACCUUCAUGUCAGCGGAGGACCUGGCUUCGGGUCGGAAGAGCCACUGGCAGGAGCUCGAGAUCACGGGCAUGGUGCGUAACAUCAGCCCGACGGUGUGGCGUCUGAAGCACCUGACGGCGCUGUACAUGAGCGAGAACUCGCUGGUGUGCCUGCCGUCCGAGAUCUGCCACCUGACUCAGCUCUCCUACCUGGACAUCUCCAACAACAAGCUGCGGCGGGUGCCGGCCGAGCUGGGCGAUCUGGUCAACAUGCGGGAGCUGCACCUGAACCACAAUCUCCUGCGGAUUCUCCCUUACGAGCUCGGCAAGCUGUUUCAGCUGCAGGUUCUCGGGCUAAAGGGUAACCCGCUGGGGUCGGAGAUAAUGACGGUGUACCAGGAGCAGAACGGCACCCAGCGGCUGCUCACCAUGAUGCUCAACAACCUCGAAGGUCAGUUAGCAGGUCAAGGUCGGCCGGCCGCAGUCUGCCAGGCAGGCCACAGACCACCUGCAGGCUCACAGGCCAUCAGGCAGGCCCACAGACCACCAGGCAGGCCACAGACCACAGACCACCAGGCAGGUCCACGGACCACAAGGCAGGUCCACAGACCACAGACCACCAGGCAGGUCUACAGACCACCAGGAAGAUCCGCAGACCACCAGGCAGGUCCAUAG
Molecule: messenger RNA, 810 nt
Organism: Pollicipes pollicipes
Lineage: Eukaryota; Metazoa; Arthropoda; Thecostraca; Pollicipedomorpha; Pollicipedidae
Product: CCR4-NOT transcription complex subunit 6
Exons: 5
Coding region: 79-810 (243 amino acids)
Cellular component (GO): cytoplasm
Molecular function (GO): protein binding
Source: RefSeq, a predicted model, not a curated record